AGAGCGAUCGGCUGGAUUACGCGCACCUCCUCCGUCCCCGCACGAGAAACGCUGUCAGCGGUCUUGUGCAACCUACUGUGCGUUCUAUCCGUUUUCUUGAUUCGACGCGGUUUCCUGAAUUCGCUGGUGCUUCUGACCCCGUGUUUGUUGCUUAGUGCUGGUGCUUUUUGAUUGUGACUUGAGGGGGCUGGAAGGCCCGCAUCGGUCGUCAAGCGCCGGCGUGCCCUGAGGAGAGGAUUGUGCGCUGGGCUCCCGGAAAAGGGAGUUGCAAGUUCGGUAUUCGCCGACCGUAGGCGGCCGCACGCUGGUCGUCAGAGCACUGUGAGCCGAGCUCCGACAAGACGGAUCAGAACUCGGUACGGAGUAACCACACGGUUCGCGGGUCAAGAUGGCCACGGCAGCGAGAACACCACUCGGCGGGAGCUGUUCGAGGUAUCGUCGCCACUUGGUCCGGACGGUGCAGUGACGUCAUACGGGACACCAUGAGCCUAGUACCGCGCACUUCCGAAGAGCCAGCGUCCCAGCGGCUGCCCAGACAUGCACUUCUCGGGCUGUUCAGAGCGUCGAUACUCUGCGUCACAAUGUUCCUGGUCGCCGCCUCGGCGCACAUCACAAUACGGGAAAAAGACCUGGACGGCAAGAUGUUACGAUUCACGCACGGAGACACGGGCUACUACACAGAGCUCCUCUUUGACAUCCACAGAUACCAGCUGAUCGUCGGAGCAAGGGACCACCUGUUUCGGCUGUCCCUGGAGGAUCUCAAGAAGCUCGAGGACGUCGCUGUGCCAGCAUCAAAUGCGGCUGUGCGGAGUUGUCGCCAGAAAGGUCAAGCAGAGGAGGGCUGCCGAAACUACAUAAAGGUGCUGCUGUCGCACAAUGAGCGACUGUUCAGCUGUGGCACCAAUGCCUUUGCUCCAGAAUGCACUUGGAGAGACAUCAACUCUCUAGUCACGGUGAGGGACAAAGUUGACGGCAUGGGCAAGGCACCGUACAGCCCGCACUCAAACAGCACCAUGCUGAUGACAGUACAAGGCGACUACUACGUUGCGUCACCUCUAGACUUCUCGGCAAGAGACUACGCCCUGUACCGUAUCAUGGGCCGGGAGCGGCCUCUGCGCACCCCCAUCUACGAUCACAAGUGGCUGAGCGAGCCAAACUUUGUUGGUUCCUUUGAAAUCGAAGAGUUCGUGUACAUCUUCUACAGGGAGUCUGCUGUGGAAUUCAUGAAUUGCGGCAAAGCUGUGUAUUCAAGGGUGGCUCGGGUGUGCAAGAAUGACCAAGGUGGCCAGGUGAUCCUCAAGGAGAACUGGACAACGUUUCUCAAGGCUCGGCUGAACUGUUCACUGCCGGGCCUCUAUCCUUUCUACUACAACGAGAUUCAGAGCGUUCACUACCUUGAGAAAGAACAGCUCUUCUACGCAGCAUUCACCACAGGAGAGAACAGCAUCUAUGGUUCAGCAAUAUGUGCCUUCAACAUGUCGGCCAUCAAGCGCGCAUUUGAGGGACCCCUGAAGUACCAGUCCACACAAAAGUCUGCCUGGGAGCGGUCCACACCCACCAGCCAACAGUUCCAGUGCAAAGCAGUUGAGGACAACGAGAGAGUCAUUGAGGCUCAGAAGUACCAGCUGACUGAUGAGGCUGUGCAACCAGCAAGCCGAAGGCCCUUGUACACUGGCGAGCUGGAAAGGCUGACUCACUUGACAGUUGACGUUGUCCCCACAAAGUACAGCUUCGACGGAGUCCAUGUCAUCUUUGCGGCUACACUGGAAGGGGCAAUCAAGAAGCUGGUGGUUAUCCCGGGACUUCUGGAAACCUGUUUCAUCGAAGAAAUCCAGCCUUUCGCACCUGGAGAAAGGCACAUAUUCACAAUGAAGCUUCUAAAGGACACUAGCUCUCUGUAUUUGGGAACAGAAAAGGAGGUGCUCCGAAUCUUUGUUCACCGGUGCGAACAGUACAGAAGCGAAGAGUCUUGCCUGGGUUCUAUGGACCCAUACUGUGGAUGGAACAAACACCAGCUGGCAUGCACAACAGCGCCGCACCUUAACCCUCUCAGCCUCGACUGGAAACAGAACCAUGCAGGCUGCCCUAACAGUAAUGUUCCUGUUGAUGGAGGCUGGAGUAGUUGGAGUCAGUGGGCAGAGUGCGACCAGGUUGGCAAGGACUCGCCUGGCGACCACUGCCUCUGCCGGUCCCGGCAGUGCAACAGUCCCACUCCAACCAACGGUGGCAAGCCGUGCGAGGGCUCAUCACUAGAAGUCACCAACUGCACACAACAUGGCCAGUGGACAGAGUGGUCUGGCUGGUCAGCAUGCUCUCGAACAUGCGGCCUGGCUGUGAAGUUCCGUCGUAGGACUUGUGGGAACCCAAGCCCCAAGUAUGGCGGACGCGUCUGCCUAGGGCCGGAGCAGGAGCAGAUCUACUGUACUUCUAACCCACCCUGUCCAGCUCCUGCCACACCUGCCACCCGUGAAAGUGCCUGGUCAGAGUGGGGUGUUUGGAGCGAGUGCACAGCACAGUGCGGCGGUGGCUUCCAGUGGCGGCGACGACGCUGCGACUCCCCACGUGGCCGUGAGGGCUGCGGCGGUGGCUGCGACACAGACUACCGUGCCUGCAACACGCACGCCUGUCCUGAGACACGCAAGAGCUCUAACUGGACAGCGUGGGUGCGUGUCAAUGCGACACGGGAUGGAUACUUCGAGCAGCGCUUCAGAUUCACCUGCCGUGCUAACGUUGCCGACAGCUCCCUGCUCCGGGUUGGAAAUGUCAAAAAGGAGGAGCGCUACUGUCAUGAGUCAGCAAAGAGCUGCAUGGACUCGGCAUACCUGAAUAUCGAUGGCGACUGGUCAGAGUGGGGCGAGUGGUCCAAGUGCUCGGUACCUUGUGGAGGUGGCGUCCAGUACAGGGAAAGGACUUGCGACAACCCACGGCCAUCAGGCACGGGCGCUGACUGCCAGGGCCCUUCCAAGGAGGAGCGAGACUGCAAUAUCCACCAGUGCCAGAAACUUGAGGAAGAGGAAUGGACCGAAUGGUCAGUGUGGUCUCUGUGCGACCACAACAACGAGCAGCAUCGCCGUCGAACGUGCAUGAUUCUUGACCCCAACCCAACACAGUGCAGGGGAUCGACUCGUGAAAGCCGCAUGUGCAUCGCUGGCCAAGAGACAGUCUCAGUACUACCUAGUCUGGAGGACCAACGUGACAAUGGAGACAGUGGCAUCCGAACAGAGCACCUUGUGGGAGCCUGCAUCACCUGCCUCGUUCUGGGUGCACUGGUGGGUGCACUGGCCAUGUACCGCUACUUGAAGCGACACCAUAGUCGUGACCCCCUGGCACCGAAACACCUGGGGACACCACUGGUGCAGGCCGAGGGCAACACCUACGUGCCUCACUCCCAAUACAAGAACAACUUCUCCACCCUCACCACGUCACCCGGAGGAAAGUUUCAAAAAGAGGCUACUAUUAAGCGGAACGGCUUCAGGGCACAGAUACACUCGGACCACAAUUUCUGAGGUUAUCACGAAGGACAAGCAGUCGAAGAGAAAUUUCUGCUGCAACUUGCUAGGACACCGUGCUGUGGACAGAUCCAUAGUGGACAGGAUUACAGCUUGUCGACUGCUAUGCGAAGAUCUGUUUGGGCUCGCCUUUUGAGUGCAACAGUAAGGGUUCGUGAUGCACAAGCUCGGUGACUUUCCAGCAAUUCUUCUGUCGGUCCCAAAGACUUGUAAAGAGAAUGAUGCAGUGUGACAGUGUUAAAGUUGUGAUCUACGCCAAGUGCCACAUCACAUCUUAUGCUGAGCAAAAUAUAGCCGGAAGGGGACCAGCAACAGCUGUGUUUAUAGCAUACGUACCUUAAAGUGGUGCAAUUCCAAAGCCCUCGACAUAAAGCUUUCCCAAGGCCUUUUUUGUGCAGCCUGUUGCUAGUACAAACCUCCACAAAGUUCCGAGGAAAGACUGCAGCAAGACUACAAAAGUACAUCUGCAAUGAAGUGCCUUUAUAUGGCAUUUUGCUCGCCAUAAUUAUUGCCAUGCAGAGGAGUCAAAUAACUCUUCGAUAAGGAAGAAACUGAAGCCUAUGACUCAAGCAGAACUUUCAGCUACAGACAAUCUGAAUUGCGUCCUGCCACCGUCAGUGUUCAUGGAUGCUGUAACAGCCAGCUGUAAGAUUGCAAAGUAAUCACCCAGUGAAAUAAGGCCAGCACCACACCGCAUUAAAAGCAGCAAAUUAAAGAGCGCAGGUGUGGUCAAGCUUCAUCUAAGCACUUGGUGUGCCCCUCUAGCUACUGAUCUGUUCACCAAACGAGUGGCACAGUGUUGUACAACACAGUUCCUGAGAAGCAGACAGCUGUGAAUUGCAAAGCACUACGGCCUAAUCCUAACAGUGUAUCGCGAAGCACUGCUCGCGGGGUGAGCGUGAAAGACUUGCAGAAACACUGCCCUAUUUCCUUCAGCAAGUAAAUUGCAGGGUGCAACGCUGCAGCAGCCACAGCGGAUCAUAACACACAAACAGUGCAUUGAGAACAAUAUGCACAACUAUUGCUCCUCACAUUCAAGGUGCACGCAGUCAAUCUAGGCUGUGUGAACCAAGACUACAGGGAUACAGGAACCUUCUCAACGAAGCGGUAAGCAACAUGACCGCGCCUUGAGAACACAGGGCAUAAAGCAUGGUGUGCACAUAACCAUGUCAAGCCCGCAAGCAUCGUGCACCAGUGCUGUUCGUGUUCCAACUGUGGAGUGUGUGACAGACAUGCCAGUGACACUGCUUCACAGGCUUGUACGAGUGGUGUGUAUUUAGCAGGGCCUUGGAACUUACCGUAUUGGUUCGAUAUCAAUGUCUUCAGUUCACAUCCGCAUUUCUGUUUGUGUUCACAAGACACAUGUGCACCGACUUGUGAGAAAGUGGUGAACGGUGAGAAACAGUGUUUGUGACUGCUCCAUAGAGUGUGUUUGAACUUGAACUGCAGUGGACAGUGCAUUGAACAUCAUGUGCCUUGCCGUCAACAGAUUUUGUUCAUGUCUCUAGGAUGGGAAAGUACUAUAUAUGAAAACAAGACUAAAUACCCUAACAUGUCUAUAAUACACACUAAGUCAGCCUUUUGAUGCGAAGUUUUAUGCAAACCUUCAAUGACAGUGUAUGUGUGCUUGAUAUUCAGCUUUGACAUGAACAGUGAUUGCAUACACCUUAAAGAUGUUCUAUGUCCCGAUUUUGAGCCUUACAUUGCGAGCUGUGCUCAAUCAAAGAAGGUUAAUUACAAAUGCAAGCUACAAAAAAAAAAAUCCCCUCUCCACAGACUCCUUUUUCAAUCGGAGAUUGAAAACAAUUAGUGUGAAUACUACAACACUUCAUAAAAAAUUUCAGAAAGCUUCAGCUCUGGCAAAUUGAAUCUAAAGCUUUAAAUGCAAAGUGCCUAGCUGUUUACCAUGGAGCCUGUUUGUUUACACUGAAGGUGAGACCAGAUCCUAUCAACCAAUCUUUCCUUCGCUUGGGACCAAGACUGCAUUUGCAUUUGUAAAUAGUGUACGCCUGUAGAUAUUAUGCUUAGCUGUAAAUCUCCCCUCAGAUGUACAGAUAGUUGGUUAUGUGGCAAAGAUGGAACAUUAGUAUACGAGAGACACACACAACAGGUUAUUAGAGCUCAUGUUUGCAACAGAUGUGCCAAAACAUUUUCUUUUACAGCUUCUACAUUUCGGUGUUCUACAGUAGACUGACAAUUAUGUAUGCGACUACAGGGUGCAUUUUGGCGUGCUAUUUAUGACGCAGUAAGCAAAGAUGUGAUCAGUUUGUCCAAAAGUGCUUUGGCUAAAACAUGAAAGAGCAUUCUUGCAGAAGGAUUUGAUGCCCAUAAGAGCCACCUUUCCUCAUGUACAGUGCUCACGGAAAGGAAACGUGCCAAUUUAGGGCUAAAUAAUGCCCAUACCUUCAUUUCCAUUAUCUUCAGCUCUUGUUACAUCGAUGUUAUCGGCUUGUACACUCACAUCAGAGCAAACAUGGCCGUUCGUGGGCAAAUUCAUAGCGACAUGGCGUGAUUAUGAGUAAUUACUCAUACCGUUCGUUGUUGUGUUUUAUUCCGUGAACACAGUACAUGCAUUGUGGCACAUUAAUCAUGCAACUUGUGAAGAAUGUUAGGGAAACAAUACAGCUUAUACAAAUUUAUGACGAUCAUCUCUCAUUAAUAGAUUCGUUUCUGUAGAAUGUCUGCAAAAGAAGUCAUUUGCUGCAUGAGCUUGCCAGGAAAAGAAAGGUGAAUACAAUCCUGCAUGCAUUUGUCUUGGCAUCACAUGUAACCAAGAUAUUCGUGUCUCACAGUGCCUGUCAGUUUUAUGCCUCUGAAGAUGCUUUAUUUUUUUAUGGAUGUGUCGUACUAAAGACA
Molecule: messenger RNA, 6365 nt
Organism: Rhipicephalus sanguineus (brown dog tick)
Lineage: Eukaryota; Metazoa; Arthropoda; Arachnida; Ixodida; Ixodidae
Gene: Sema5c
Product: semaphorin-5A
Exons: 20
Coding region: 483-3506 (1007 amino acids)
Biological process (GO): positive regulation of cell migration; axon guidance; negative regulation of axon extension involved in axon guidance
Molecular function (GO): chemorepellent activity; semaphorin receptor binding
Source: RefSeq, a predicted model, not a curated record